Cyclopterus lumpus (lumpfish) is the source of this 4604-nucleotide messenger RNA. RefSeq names its product sorting nexin 16 (gene snx16). The record is from RefSeq and is a predicted model, not a curated record. Gene Ontology annotation, cellular component: late endosome; extrinsic component of endosome membrane; early endosome. The transcript is spliced from 8 exons. NCBI's taxonomy places the organism in Eukaryota, Metazoa, Chordata, Actinopteri, Perciformes, Cyclopteridae. Gene Ontology annotation, molecular function: phosphatidylinositol binding. The coding region runs from base 334 to 1398 and encodes 354 amino acids. Gene Ontology annotation, biological process: endosome to lysosome transport; protein targeting to lysosome; early endosome to late endosome transport.
CAGCGCCCCCACCUGGCUAUCUGGGCGCACUGCAACUGCCGGGGUCUGAAUUCAACCGAGCUAACAUGAACAGCACAGGGGUGGAGAUAGUGCAGUGGAAUAACAGCAACAAGAACAACCAGACACCGGGCUGUUUAUGCAGAAAGAAAAUGAUUUUCUGAAGGGGACGGAUACUGGGGACGUCCUGGUGCUCAGAGUCGUUGUCAGCCCCCUCAGGGUGAGCGUUGCUGCUUCACUUCAUCGUUGCACAGCACCUCUGUAGCAAGGCACAGUCAGAGCAAAGAGCCUUGUUGACUACUGCUGUGGCGGGGCAGGAGGACAAAGCUCAGAAAGAUGGCAUCACCCUUUGUGCCUGUCCCCAUGCCGAUGGACAGAGCCCUGUCAGCAGGUAGCAGCAAGCUCAGGCGGCCACAGCGAGCUUCAUCGCUAGGCAGCGUCUCCGGUGCCUUGGCCGGGGAGGACCACGGAAGAGGAUGCGUAGGAUUGGAUUCCCGGCGGCAAUCCCGCGGCAUUGACAGAGGCAGUCGGAGCAGGACACCCCCACCCCUCCUCAGCCCUGUGACACUGGCCAGGGUGAAUGGGGCUCUGGAGCCCUCCAUAGAGUACUCCAGCUGUCCACGCUCCAUAUCGGAUCCGGUUGGGCACCAGCAAGCCGAGGAGAGGCCCAUUACCCCCACUGUGCUGGGGUAUGAGGUCAUGGAGGAGAGGGCCAAGUUCACGGUAUUCAAGGUCCUGGUCAGGAAGACUCCAGAUGAGAACUGGGUUGUUUUCAGAAGGUACACAGACUUCUCCAGACUCAACGACAAGCUGAAGGAGAUGUUCCCCGGCUUCCGCCUCUCGCUUCCUCCCAAGCGGUGGUUCAAAGACAACUACGACAGCGACUUCCUGGAAGACAGACUGUUGGGACUACAGGCUUUUUUGCAAAACCUGGUGGCACACAAGGACAUCGCCAACUGCCUGGCAGUGAGAGAGUUUCUGUGUCUGGAUGACCCCCCCGGGCCUUUUGAUAGUCUGGAGGAGAGCAGAGCAUUCUGUGAGACUCUGGAAGAGAGCAACUAUCGUCUCCAGAAGGAGCUGCUGGAGAAGCAGAAGGAGAUCGCCUCUCUGAAGAGGAGGUUGCAGGAGAGGGAGCAAGCCAUCCUGCUACUGGAGAAGCAUAUCAAUGGCGAAUGUGUGAGCCCCGAGUCCCUGUGUGGUCUGUUAGCUCAGGGCAGCGAGAGCAGUGCAGAUGUGGAGUCGUCCGCUGCAGAGGCGGAUCAGGAUGUGCUUGACGACACCGGUGGCACAUGUGAGGUCCAGCUGGUGCAAUCCUCUGCCUGUUGGUGUGGUCCGCCACUCAGCACCUCUCCUCCGGUCAUUGAGGUCACUCAGCUUAACCACCAAAAGCUGGAACAUUAACAAUGGACACUGGUACCCCUCUUUUCCACCUUUUUCCCUCCAAGUGCUAUUCCAUAGUCUCUGUGGUUUUUUGACCUUGUUUACCUUAUCAGUCCUUCCUCUUAUCACAACUCAGAUUUCCUCUUUUCACUUUCCACAUUUUACUGCUGUUUUACCUUCAGUCUUAUAGAUGGAUCUGAAGCAGCAUUAAUCUCAAGAUCUGUGAUAUGUUAAAAGGGAACAGUUUUAUUCUGCAACAGCCUGUUUCACUUAUUUUCCACAAUACGAUGAUGGGUCAUGGGAUAUGUUGUCUGGCCCCUACAGGAGGUAUCCUGAAGACCUCGUACAACAUGUACAAGAUUUAAACAAUAUCUUGAAUUACAUGGCUACAGUUAUUUAAACCUCCAACUAAGUUGAUCUGUCUUAAACUGUGGGGAUUUGUCAAUCGUCCCCAUUUGCUUUUGAACCUCAUACAGCGGCUGCUAGUCUGAAUCAACUUGAUCAUGCUCACAAAAGCAUGGCUUCCUGACCAAAAAAUAAAAAAUGACAAUCUACAGACAACCCGAACCAUCAUCAUUUCUGCAGACGUGCAUUAUGGCUCAUCACUUGUGACAAGAGGCCCUUCUCUCAAACCAGAAAAUCAAUACUCCCAUGUGAUUAUAGAAAUAAACAGAACAUUCUGGAUAGAUUAUAUGUCUCAGGAUAUGCAUCAGUAACCAGGUGGGUAUGACAGAGGAUUGAUAACUUUAUGUUAGCAGGUACUUCCAUGUUAUUGCUUUGUACUGCCAUUGACUCCCAUUGAGACUAUCGACUGGCCUUGAGAUGCUUCAUUGGUUUUUCAUUUUGCGUCUAAAAGCAUUGACUCCCCAAUGUUGCAGUGCCAUGGAAGAUUUGUGGUAAACUAAAGUCCUGCGAGAGACCAGAGAUACAUUCUGUAAUGUUGGAGAGAGAGAGAUAAUGUACUCUUUUAUAUCAUUCCCCUGGCACAUGCAUCAGUUUGCUUUUAGACAUUGUGUAUGCCAAUUUACGGAGAGUCCAUACAUAUUUACAACACUAAACCUCUUCUGGCACCUUGCCUGUUAUUAGAGUAGACUGAGCCUGGACCUGUAUCAGUUUCCUCAAGGUCAACCGAGAUGUUGUAACAAGGGUAUCGCUGUGGGGUUAGUUCAGCCGUUAAACGAAACAAAAAGAUUCUACUUACCCCUACUGGUGUGUGGCUAUGCAGAUAGUUUUGGUCAUAUCUGCUGAAGAUUUUGAAGGUUCUAUAAACUGGAUUCAGAGCAUUAAUAUAGCGACCGAAAGCUAUUUGCGAUCUAAAGACACACAACACCGGGAAAUACUGGAAGUGAACACGUCACCAUUCCUACGGUGGUGCCUCUUGCAUGCAAGCUGUCCUCGGAAGUGUAAAAUGUUCUACUUUUAAGAGAUUCUUGACAACCUGCACUUAUCAGCUGCCCAAUGUUAGUCUAACAUGGUGAAACAAGUGAACACUGCUUAGCUGGCGUAGCAAAGGUUAGUGUGCUUAAGACACUGUCUAGAAAUUAGAUCAAUCCGCCAACUAUUGUGAAACAUAGCGUUAGCUGAUCUAACCAGGCUAACCUAAUGUCCUUGUAAUAGCCUUCAGUUUAGCUUUAAUCAAUUUAAAAUAUAUACUAAUCUGUUUAUUAUCUACACCAACCAUGCUAGUAAGUGACGAAUAACCAAGGAGGGAUUUGGCUGAAAGUCAUCAGUUAACACGGUUGGCAGACACUGAGUCACUACGACAGUCCCUCUUUUGAUUCACCACUGUCUUAGGUCAUGGCCGCUUUGCAUUGCGCUCAUAUUACCGCUGAUAAUGCCGCGUUCCCCUUGAGGUAAACACUGUUGGCUCUCUCAGCACUGGCGCCGUUGUAUGCAACGUCUGUGCUCAUUACACCGUUAGCUGCUAGCCGCAGGCUCAGCCAUCUCCAUGUUGAGAGCAGUAUGGAGGCAAUUGAUAUGCUUUGAAUUCUGUAUUCAGGAUCUUCUAAGAUAUCCACUUCUAAGAUGUCUGCCUCUAUCUUGAUACAAAUUAGGUAAAUGGAAAUGUGUUUUGAGGUGCCCACAGUACUGAAAAAUGACAUGAGAAACUCAACAGUAAUCCACUGAUUAUCCACGACGGUUAUCAAUUGGAACCACCAUCUACCGGACCAUAAUCCCUCUUAAUGGGGCCAUCUGUGAGUAACAUCAUGAGUAACUGUGACCUCUGCACAUAAAACCAAAACUAUCUGCACUGCUAGAUUUCUGUGAGAGUGGGGUGAGAACAGUUUGUACAGCCUGGAUGAACUGACCUUUUACAUCUUGGGUUGAUAAUCUUGAGAAACUACCAAGAGUAUACUAGAUUUUAAGAACGCUCUCAAACACACAGACGCACACUGCAAGCAGCGGCACUCGAGUCGGACCAGAGUCUUGAUAAUUGUGUGACUAUAAUGCAUGGUUAUAUGCGGGUCGGGUCCGGUGGUUGAUUAACGCAUCAUUUGCAUGUCCUAAAGCCAUAUAAAAACACUUGAAGUGCAGUGGUUUCACUCUUUGAUGACGAGUUAAUGAAGUGGAGAACAACCACAGCUCUAUUGAAUCGUCUCAAACUCGACCUGGAAAACGGGUCAUGUGAUGCACUUUAUGGAUGAAUGGCAACCCAUAAUGUUUGCUAGGAUAUGGUUUGUACUACUUCAUUGGUUUUGAGACAGAAACUUGCCUUUUCAACCACUGAAUCUGUCUUGAGUCCCAACUGGAUCUGAUGUGUCAAUAUGUGAUUAAUGUACAUGAGUUUUGUUUUCUGUAAAUUCCCUUCACGCGUAAUUCUAAGUGCCUUGAACAUCGUUCACCUAACUUUUCUUUUGAUGUGUUUAAAUAGCUUUAUAGAUUUGUGCAGAACAUGAAACAAUUCAACUUUGUUCCUCCUGAUGGAAAUAAUCUUUGAAAUGACCCACAUGUGUAGGCGGUUGCUUGGAAUAGAUUGAACAGACUUGUUUUUGUAAUGUUACAUGAAUUAAUAUGAAGUCUUUGUUACACAUAUACACCUAUAGUUGCACUAUGAAAGGCUUAAAUGAAUAACAAUUGGUGUCACUCUUAAUGUCCUGGAUUUAAAGGGGGGUAUUUCACUGAGAAGUCUGGUCCGAAAUGAAUGCUGUGGACACUGCAACAAAUGUUACAGCAGAGAUGUUUAUCAGAACGAAAUAUUGAAUUCACCCAUUAAACGUGGAAUGAUC